Messenger RNA from Dermacentor andersoni, 1957 nucleotides. RefSeq lists its product as uncharacterized. The record is from RefSeq and is a predicted model, not a curated record. NCBI's taxonomy places the organism in Eukaryota, Metazoa, Arthropoda, Arachnida, Ixodida, Ixodidae.
CCGUUGCACUGUGGAAGGUACAGCUUCCCUUCUGUGCCGUGGUUGGUUCGGUUCGUAAUUCUAUAUUCUAUGGUGGCGUUCAGGUGGAUGGCGGCAACCGCGCACUUGUUUCAAUCUCCGGUGUUGUGAAAAUGUUCUCGCUUGUUCAGAUGACUGUGGCAAAAUUCCUGAGAAUUCAAGCAUUUCGAAGUUGCUGCUUGUCGGCAACGAGUUCGCGUUCGUGCGCUGACGACACGAGUUUCAGGAACAUGAGCGUCGUGCUGGACGAACAGCGAGCAGGUCCUUUGCGGCGGUCCGCCGUGCUACGAGUGCAGCUGCCAUGUUCCCUCGCUAUUUCGGCCAUCGGCGACGACUUGGCAGCGGUGACCGCGAGGCUGAUGGGCGCUCGGCCGCAGCUGUUCCUUGGCGGCGAGUCGCCGAUCGCCCUUUCGAUCGACGGGACCGGCGCAGGUCAUCUCACUGUGACCGGCGUGCACGGAGGAGGAGGAGCUCAGGCGGCGCGGCCGGACCUACUGUGCCGUCUGCGCGUGCCCUUCAUGACAAGUAUCGAUGUAGACCUAUCUGGAUGUGCCCAGGCAGUGCUUGAAAACCUAGUCCUGGACCAGUGCAGAGUGCGGACACAUGGAUCAGGGAACAUUACACUGUCCAAUGUCAAGGCGAAUUCUGUGACGCUCAACGUGGAGGAUGGUUCCAUUAAAGCCACAGGUGCUCUGCAGGGAAACCUGGAAGCUGUAGCUCAAGGGUCAGGGGGAUUCAAGGCCAAGCGAUUCCUGGCAAACUGCCUCAAGGUGAAGACCCUGGUGGGGCAGCAGCACAUCUCUGCGGUCUAUGCUGAGAAGGCAUGUCUGGACUCCACAGAGGGUGCUAUAGACAUAGGCACCCUACACAGCCAAGAUGCUGUACUCGUGUCGCAGUCAGGUGCCAUCACAUUGGGGGGCCUUGACGGGGAGCGGUGCGUGGUGACGACCAACUCUGGAGACGUCUCAGUUGUGGUCGCUCACAGCCAGCAUCUCAGCAUCGUGACAGAGUCUGGAAAUGUGAUGCUGAGCUUGUCUGCACCCUGUAAAGUGACUACAGAUGCACCUGUGGUGAAGUCGGACUUCGAUGGCUUGUCGCGAGAAGAUGUUCGCUCCCCUCUUGAACCUCAAAUCACCGCCAGAAGUCGCUCUGGGAGUGUGAUCAUAAAGAAGCAAGACUGGAUCACUUCGCUCAACCUUGGAGGAGGAGGCUCCUGUACCCACAUCAGUUCCUUUCUUGGAACAGUUUGUGUCUCGCCUCGCGGACUGCAGUCGCCUCGCCCCGCUUAACACCGGCGUCUCCCAGGACGCUCACAAGUUUCGUUACGACUCGACCCACUGUGCUGUGACUUUUUCUCCUGGUGAUGAAGUUCUUCUUUGGACUCCUGUGCGCGUUCCUGGCUUAUGCAAAAAAAUUCUCACGCAUUUUAUUUGAUUUUACACGGUCAUUGAGCAGACAUCACCUGUCAUUUACCAUGUCUCGCUUGUUAGAACGCCAUCCGAUUCCCGUUGCUGUGGGACAGAGAUAGUGCAUGUCUCCCGCUUAGAACCAAAUACUCGACGCAUUUUAUAGUACUUACACGCAGCCAGGCAGCCGCUUCUACAGCGAGAGAGAAUUAGUGUGGGCGCAACACAUGCCUGGCUUUCAACUUCAUCAUCUGCACAUCUUUUCCAUCUGCAUAUAUCAUCACCAGCAGCACAGUUUAUUCCUUGAGGUAGUAGCCCGAGCUUGGCUGGAACAAAGCCUUAUGAUACAUACAUAUAUAUAUAUAUAUAUUUCUUGCACUUCAAGAAACUUCGUGUGACCUCGAAGACAUGAGCACUGAAGUGACGGCGCUAAGUAUAUACAAGACCUCAUAGUAGGAGACAGUUCUAUUUCACAGCCUGAGUCCCCUUGCUGGUGUAAUCUUCCUUCGUGUAAUUGUUGUAUACUUGGCUAA